UGGUCGUCAGAGCCGAAAAGACUGCAGUUGAAGCCAACGUUUAACAAUGGAGUUUUGCAUUUUAGCGCUGUUUACACUUUUCUCCUCGUUUUACAACGUUUUGGCGCUGUCAUCUAAAGGAGCGUGUCUCCUUCAAGUGGACCAGGGACCUUGCAGAGCAGGAAUCAAGCGCUACUACUACAAUACUAUCACCCAAAAGUGCGAGCUUUUCAUGUAUGGAGGCUGCCAAGGGAAUGCCAAUAACUUCAAGUGUUAUGAGGAGUGCCAGAAGUCAUGUUUCAGAAUCCCAAAGGUUCCCCAAAUCUGCAGGUUUCCUAAAAAGGUGGGUCUCUGCCGCGCCCUCUUUCGAAACUACUUUUUCAACAUGGCCACCAUGCAGUGUGAGCCCUUCCACUACGGCGGCUGCCAGGGCAAUUCCAACCGCUUCCAAGACCUCACUGCUUGCAAGGAGCACUGCAGUCCACGAAAAGAGGUUCCCCAAAUCUGCAGGUUUCCUAAAAAGGUGGGUCGCUGCCGCGCCCUCAUUCGAAGUUACUUUUUCAACAUGGCCACCAUGCAGUGUGAGCCCUUCCACUACGGCGGCUGCCAGGGCAAUUCCAACCGCUUCCAAGACCUCACUGCUUGCAAGGAGCACUGCAGUCCAUGAAAAACAGGGAGAAAACACACAAUCCAAAGCAAAGGUCGUCGGAUCACUUUCCGGCAGGCGUAAACGUCUGACGCUCAGGGAUUUU
Messenger RNA from Anoplopoma fimbria (sablefish), 731 nucleotides. Its product is annotated as tissue factor pathway inhibitor 2-like. Lineage: Eukaryota; Metazoa; Chordata; Actinopteri; Perciformes; Anoplopomatidae. The record is from RefSeq and is a predicted model, not a curated record. The transcript is spliced from 5 exons. The coding region runs from base 47 to 646 and encodes 199 amino acids. Gene Ontology annotation, molecular function: serine-type endopeptidase inhibitor activity.